Molecule: messenger RNA, 2370 nt
Organism: Cladophialophora immunda
Lineage: Eukaryota; Fungi; Ascomycota; Eurotiomycetes; Chaetothyriales; Herpotrichiellaceae
Exons: 7
Coding region: 488-2059 (523 amino acids)
Biological process (GO): transmembrane transport; carbohydrate transport
Cellular component (GO): membrane
Molecular function (GO): carbohydrate:proton symporter activity
Source: RefSeq, a predicted model, not a curated record
CCCCGCAGUUUAAUGACACCUAGACACCUACCGCUCACCGAGAGUGGCGACAGAACGUUACAACAGGGUCGGCACCCUACCAUGCUACGUCCAAUGCUUGUUGAAGCUUGCACAUCUUGUCUGGAUAUAGCCUGGCGCUGGCCACUAAGUGGUGUGCCAACGGCUGAACUAUUCGACAUCUGGCAAAUGUCCGGCCUCUAUCAUUCCAUCUGGGCACGUUCGGUGCAAAGAUCCGUUGUGCUUGCCCCAUGGUCUAUGGAGUCUCCAGUCCUCUCUCCAGGAGGAGAUGGAGAUCCGCUGACACGGCAGUAAAUCGACAGAGUCCCUUCGCUUGAAGACAAUCCUUGUCCAACAUGUGGCAGCUUGAGAAGGCCGAUCGAUGGUUGCAUUUAAUAACCUGCCCGCCUCACCACCUCGCUCGUCAGUCCUCCAGCCUUGACUGUUCAGCUCCACGGUCCCUCCAGACUCUUCCACGCACUUGGCCAAUAUGUCGUUCCUCAGGAGAAUCGUGCACAAUGAUGCCGUCAAGUUGGACCCUCCAGAGGUCUACAACUGGAGAGUCUUCGCUUUGGCAGCAGCCGCUUGUUUUGGAGGAACACUCUUUGGCAUGGACAUUGGGAUUAUUGGCGGAGUGAUAACGUUGCCCGAUUUCAAAGAUGAAUUCGGCCUCACAAAUAAGUCGAAAAUCGCACAGUCCAAUCUCUCAGCCAACUUGGUCUCCGUUAUGCAAGCAGGCGCCAUCGUCGGUGCGCUCGCCGCGAAUCCAUUGGCCGACAAAUGGGGUCGAAAGAUUACCAUUUAUACUGUGGCAUCCUUCGCUUUCGUCGGUGGCCUCCUUCAGGCUCUGUCAUAUGGCCAUUUAUCCUGCUUCUACAUUGGACGGUUUGUUGAAGGUCUAGGUCUGGGCGGAGCCACCAUGGUCGCACCCACCUACGUUGCUGAGAAUGCUCCCCGUGGCAUUCGAGGUCUGCUCGUCGGUUUCUAUCAGCUUUUCGAAACAAUGGGGGCCAUGGUGGCCUUUUUCAUCAACUACGGCAGCCUGCUCCACCUGAAAGGCCAUGCCACCUGGAUAGUCCCGUUGUCGAUGCAGUCCCUGCCUCCGUUCCUCCUCUUUGUUUCUAUCCUCCUCUGUCCCGAGAGUCCUCGAUGGCUUGCUUCCCAAGACAACUGGGAUGAGGCCUCCAGGAUUCUUGCGAAAGUGCGAAACCUACCAACCACGCACCCCUACGUUCAAGCCGAACUGCUCGAGAUGCAAACACAGUUGGAAGCCGAGAGGGCCCGUGCUGGCGGUAACAGUUACUGGGCGUUGACAAAGGAGGCAUGGACGAUUCCUGGAAAUCGCAGACGAGCAAUCAUGGCGAUCGCGCUCAUGACUGCUCAACAAUGGACUGGAACUAAUGCUAUCAACUACUAUGCGCCAACCAUCUUCACCGAUCUCGGCGUCACCGGAAAUGCACAGAGCCUAUUCGCUACCGGGGUCUACGGGAUCGUGAAAAUGGGCUCCUGCGCCAUCUUCAUUACCUUCCUUGCCGACACACUUGGGCGCAGAUGGUCGCUGGUCUGGACAGGACUGUUCAUGUGGUUCUGCAUGUUCUACCUGGGCUUCUUCGUCCGAUUUGACCCGCCAAAGAAAGGUGCUCCUAUCUCUGGUGCGGGAUAUGCGGCGUUGGUCAUGGUCUAUCUCUACGCGGCAGCUUUCCAAUUUGGCUGGGGUCCCGUUUGCUGGAUCUAUUCCUCUGAAAUCAGCACUCAACGGCUCCGAGGAUUGAUCGUAUCCUACGCUGCGGCAACACAAUGGGUUUUCAACCUGGCUGUUGCUCGAGCCACCCCCGUUAUGCUGGAUACUGUGGGUUCAAAUGGUUACGGCACAUACUUUAUAUACGGCUGCUUCUGCUUCACCAUCGCUAUUGGAGCAUUUUUCUUGGUGCCAGAGACCAAAGGAAUUUCUUUGGAGCGAAUGGACGAGUUGUUCGGAAUGACCGACUUCAGUGGAAUUGAAGAUGUCGGAGUAGCCUCCCAUAAGCACGACGUCGAGGCCAUCCAUGUCGAGGUGAAGUGAGGCAGUAACAUGGACGUGCGCAAUGACAUCUCAUCACAGCGCUCAAGGUCAUUGACUUCGACAACAAAUCUCUAAAAUGCGCCGAGAUCCACCAGACUGCUCAAUCACUACUCGCCUUAUAUCCUGCUAUCAGCCAUAUCAUCUAUGAUGCUGUUGCCGCCAUGAAUCAUGCGUAAAGAUCGAUGACAGGGGUUUAGAGAGGAUAUAUAUAUAUAGUUAUUGGUCAAGCCGUGCCGACUUCUGAUGUCUCGCAACUUUGAACCUCCACCAUUGUGCCAAGACCAUCCUAUAUAAAUGGCAUAUACAAGCAC